Messenger RNA from Psylliodes chrysocephalus, 2687 nucleotides. Lineage: Eukaryota; Metazoa; Arthropoda; Insecta; Coleoptera; Chrysomelidae. The record is from the annotation of a GenBank genome assembly.
UUACAACAAUAAAAUUUUGAAGUUUGCAUGGUAAUAGAAAUAAUAUAUUUAAAUAUUUUUAUUGUGUUUUUGCUAAUAACUUUUCAAGCCGUUUAUCACUGUAUUGUUUACAUUUGUAAGUUGUUUUUUGAAAUGGAUCCUGAGGAAGCCAAAUUUAUGAGAACAGAACGUAAACCAGGAUCAGUAGAUGUUCACCCAAAUAUUGACGCGAUUUGUUUAAAUUAUGAUUUGGAUAUUCAGAUUCUAGCAUCCAAAGAAAAUGUUCUUUAUGGAGAGAAAAAGAGUCUAAAAAAGAUUAUUGAAUUACCUAUGAUUAACAGUAGAACUGAUUGCCAUGCACUGUCCAAAGAAGUUGUUAAUCAAUGUGAACUUAUUCACCAUUCACGUUUACCUGAAGUUGAACAAAUUAUCUACUACUUAAAGAAACGAAAAAUGCAAAAUGGCAAUAGAGGAAACUCUGCAAUGUUGGGAGAUGGAGACAAAAUUGUAGCAGAAAAAAUAUCCAAUGGGGUGCAAGAAGCAAAUUAUAAUAGUUUAUCUGAUUAUAUUGACCUCUUGUAUGAGGGUAUGUCAGAAAAAAUCAAAGGUGCCCAGCUUAUUCAAUUAUUAGCAAGAGAUACAGAAAAUUUGGAAGCACUAGCAACAAAUGAAACUUUAAUCAGUGCAUUGGGACGUGUUUUGAGAGAAGAUUGGAAGAGAAGUAUUUCUCUAAGUACUCAUUUAGUAUUUACAUUUUUUUGUUUUUCUAUGUAUUCGUGCUUCCAUGAUGUUAUUCUGAAGUGUAAGGUGGGCUCAAUAUGCAUGGACAUAAUUGACUAUGAAUUGCGACGGUAUGAUCGAUGGAAAGCGGAUUUUGAGGGUUCUGAGGCACCGUCAGACAUACCAAUUGUUCGAAAACCUUGCCCAAGUAGUGCUAGCAUGUCUGAUAUACCUCGAAGUCGUAUUCCAGAACCUGUACGUCCAAAAUCUGGAAAUUUUUCAGAUAGUAAUAUAAGUCAAAUUAUGGAAGGUAGUGUUUAUGAUGAUCUCACAACGUCCAUGGAGGGAAUAGACGAUAGAAAACUCACGGAUGAACAGAAAUUGAAAAGAUUUCGGACUUUAGUCAAGAAACAAGAACAUUUACUCCGUGUAGCAUUUUACUUAUUACUAAACAUUUCUGAAGAUGAAGUUGUCGAAGAAAAAAUGUCAAAGCGAAACAUCAUUGGUCUCUUGGCAAAGGCUUUAGAAAGAGAAAACGAUGAUUUGCUUAUUUUAGUCAUUACAUUCCUAAAAAAAUUGUCAAUAAUGCAGUGCAACAAAGAAACGAUUGUAGGAAACUCAAAUGUAAUUGAAAAAUUACCUCGAAUGUUGAAUUCCAAUAGCGCUGAUUUAGUUCAUUUAACUUUAAAGUUGCUGUUCAAUAUGUCUUUUGAUCACAAGGCUAGGUACAAGAUGAUUAAAGCUGGUCUGUUGCCGAAAAUUAUGAGCCUUUUAAGCGAUGAUAAACAUCAAGAGGUUGUACUUAAAAUAUUGUACCAUCUCAGUUAUGAAGAUGAAGUAAAACAUAAUUUUGUUGAUUGUAUCGGAUUGAUUACUGAUAUGCUUUUAUUGAAUGUUGGGAAUGAACAAGACAAAACCAUGGUGGCAUUAUGCAUAAAUUUAGCUACUGAUACAUCUAACGCGCAACAUAUAAUUAAAAAGAACAGAUUGCAAGCUUUAAUUAUGAGAGCAUUCACUUACCAAGACGCGAUGCUGAUGAAAAUGUUGAGAAAUAUUUCUGAAAAUUCAUCUUCAGCUGCAGCGUUCAUUGAAUUCGUUGGUGACAUAGCAAAAGCAGUAGUAGAGUCCAAAGAUGAUGACUUUAUUAGGGAAUGUGUUGGAAUUUUAAGUAAUCUUCAUUUGCCUGACCUCGAUUGGGCUGAAAUAUUUAAACAUUUUGAUAUGAUAAGGUGGACGAAAAACAUAAUUACAAGUAACAACAGCGACGCUGAGUUAGUAUUACAUGUUAUCGUUCUUUUGGGUACGGCAUCAACUGAUGAAGGUUGCUCAAAUUUGUUCUGUGAAACUAAUAUUUUAGCAUUACUUAUUGAUUUGCUGAAGACACAUCAAGAAGAUGAUGAAAUCGUGCUUCAAAUUGUUUAUGUAUUCCUUAUAGCUUUGUCUCAUGGUUCAAAUAUUGAUUACAUUGUAAAUAAAACUGAAGCACCAGCUUACUUAAUCGAUUUGCUUCAAGACAACAAUAAAAUUAUUAGAAAAUUAUGCAAUACUUGCCUUAAUAUAAUUUCUGAAUAUGAUAAAACCUGGGCGGAAAGAAUCAGAAUUGAAAAAUUCCGUAAUCAUAACCAACAAUGGUUGACAAUGGUGGAUACUCAGCAGUUGGAUAGUGAAGAAGAAGAUGAGGAUGAGCUGCCUCCCUAUCUAAAUACUGAAUAUCUUAGUACUGCUGUUGUACCUCCGUUAUCAGACUUACAUGAUGCAGCAGAAACUGAAAUCAUUUCAGAUAAAGAUUUAGAAUGUGAUUAUUUUGAUAACAAUGAGGAAGAAGAAGAUAUGAUUCAAGAGUUUGAUUUCGAAGCAAUGUAAGCAUAAAGUAUUUUAUAUUAAAAUAAACCCAUGGAUGCUUGAGGGUAGCACAAAUCCAGAAUAUUCUAGUCAUUUUUCAAUAUUUAUGUAACCAUAUUUAAGCAAAUAUAAAUUAUUAACACUUA